CUUUAACUCAGUAUAAAUUUAAAUCUAUUUCCCACAUGAGUUGUUUUUUUAUCCUAAUUUAACCCUCUUUUUACCUCUUGUUUCUUUAGUUCACUUUAUUCAUUCAAUUGAAUUAUUCUUGUUCGGCAACUCCCACUGAAAAGUUAACUUAGCUCCAAGUUCUGCAGCCAACUCUGAAGUUAAUUAGCAUCCCUCGGAUAUUUUGUCUUUAUUUUUUCUUCGCUCCAUCUGAUAAGAAUUGUUUAUCAGAUCCGGUUGAAAAAGAAAGAAAUAUCUUUACAAAAGGAAUAGUUGCAAACUGAAAUUGAAGUGAUUGCAAAUCUUUCAGUCACUUGUACUAAUCGGGCAAGACAUUUCUCUUCCAAAUUGUUUUAACUGGUUGAAUUCCCCUGGUCCUUAACAAUCCUCCACCUCCAACAUCACAGUAGUCAGUCAUAAAAAUUUUCUAUUCUAAGAUGAAGUUAACUAGUUUAUUAUUCAUCUCAUUCAUUCUUUCAUUAGUAUCUGCUGAAACUCAUACAUGGUAUUUUGAAACCGGUUGGGUCAACAAAAAUCCAGAUGGUUUCUUUGAAAAACCCAUGAUUGGGUUUAACGGUACUUGGCCAUUACCUAUUUUAAGAGCUAAAAAGGGUGAUACUAUUAACUUAUAUUUGAUUAAUGGUUUCACUGAUAGAAAUACUACAUUACAUUUCCACGGUAUGUUUCAAAAUGGUUCUUCUCAAAUGGAUGGUCCUCCAUUCGUUACUCAAUGUCCUAUUCCACCUGGUGAAACUAUGUUAUAUAACUUUACUUUAACUCAACAUGGUACUUAUUGGUACCAUUCCCAUACUUCUGGUCAAUAUGGUGAUGGUAUGAGAGGUAUUUUCUUUAUUGAUGAUACUGAACCAUAUCCAUAUGAUUAUGACGAAGAAGUUAUGUUAUCAAUUUCCGAUAAUUAUCAUCAAAAUUCCGACUAUUUAACACCAAGAUUCUUAUCAAGAUUCAACCCUACUGGUGCUGAACCUAUCCCAGACAGUUCAUUAUUUAAUGAAACUAGAAAUGCAUCUUGGGUAGUUGAACCAAAUAAGACUUACUUAGUUCAUAUUGUUAAUGUCGGAAGAUUUGUCUCUCAAUAUCUUUAUAUGGAAGGUCAUGAAUUUGAAGUUGUUGAAGUCGAUGGUGUUCUUGUAGAAAAGAAUACUACUGAUAUUCUUUACAUUGCCGUCGCUCAACGUUAUUCUGUUUUGAUUCGUACUAAAUCAGAUGCUUCUCAAAACUAUGCUUUCAUGAAUGCUUUUGAUGAUACUUUAUUAGAUUACAUUCCUAAUGGAUUAAUUCUUAAUUCCACCAAUUGGAUUGUUUAUAACGAAACUGCUGAACUUCCUGGUGAAUAUACUACUGACCUUACUCAAUACUUUGAUGAUUUCUAUUUGAGACCUUUAAGUAAUACCACCCUUUAUGAUGAUCCAGAUUUCGUCGUUACUGUUGAUGUGGUUAUGGAUAACUUAGGUGAUGGUGUUAAUUAUGCUUUCUUCAAUAACGUUACUUAUACUGCUCCAAAGGUUCCAACUCUUGUUACUGCCUUAACUGCUGGUAAAUAUGCUACUAAUGAAUUAGUUUAUGGUACUAACACUGGUUCUAUUGUUCUUCAAAAGGGUGAUGUCGUUGACAUUGUUGUGAAUAAUCAAGAUACUGGUAAGCAUCCUUUCCAUUUACAUGGUCAUGUUUUCCAAGUUAUUGAACGUCAUCCUGAAUCUGACACUGAUGUAAUCAGUUUCAACUCUUCUGAUCAUGCUGAAUGGCCAGAAUAUCCAAUGAUUAGAGAUACUGUUUAUGUUUAUCCUCAAGCUUAUGUUGUAUUAAGAUUUGUGGCUGACAAUCCAGGUAUUUGGUUCUUCCAUUGUCAUAUUGAAUGGCAUUUAGAUCAAGGUUUGGCUAUUACUUUAAUUGAAGAUCCAUUAGGUAUUCAAUCUAAUCCUAACCAAGCUUUGUCUGAUGAUUUCAUUAAUUCUUGUACUAAGAAUGGUAUUCCUGUUGAAGGUAAUGCAGCCGCUAAUAGCAAGAAUUUCCUUGAUUUGACUGGUCAAAACGUUCAAGUUAAACCAUUACCCACUGGAUUUACUGCUAGAGGUAUUGUUGCUUUAGUAUUCUCAUGUAUUGCUGGUUUCUUAGGUAUGGGUGCCAUUACUGUUUAUGGUUUAGCUGAUAUCAAAGAUGUCGAACAUCGUGUUGCUAGAGAUUUAGAUGUUGAUAUCGAUGAUGACGAUGCUGAUGGAGCUACUGCUUUUGAAGAAGGAUCUUCAUCAGCUGGUGAAGUCGGUAAAUAAGUAUGCUAGUGAUAUUUAUUGUGGGUGAGUAAGAAUUUGAUUGUCUCUGAUCAACUAGGUCAUGAAAAAUGUGUGUGUGUCGCGAGAGAUAGUUCGCUAAAGUCCAGGCUAUGAAUGCUGGACAAGCAAGCUAUCUGUCUUGAAUUAACCUAGUCCCAGAGUUGAAUCAUUUUCUACAAUGCCUACUAAGUCGCUGCGUUCCCCUCCCUUUCUUCCAAGUACACUUUAGUUGAUGCUAAUUCUACUAAUGCUUUAUAUUUUCUACUAUUUUUUUUAUCUUACGACUCGACUCACUGCGAUGCAGCCGCAUGUCAUGGCUAUGAUUGUCUUGAUAUACUGGACCCAUAUCUGUCAAUCUAACCAACCCAGCUAUGACAUGUCUGUAUCACUACUAAUGACUCUAUUCACUCCCAACUUCCUCCCCUUUCUUUACGUUUUUCUAAUGUGUAUCCCCUUAUUACGACCCCAUAUUUUUAAUAUAUUACUAAUCUUAAUAA
Messenger RNA from Scheffersomyces amazonensis, 2803 nucleotides. RefSeq names its product iron transport multicopper oxidase FET3 precursor. The transcript has a single exon. Gene Ontology annotation, molecular function: copper ion binding; ferroxidase activity. Gene Ontology annotation, biological process: reductive iron assimilation; cellular response to iron ion starvation. Bases 456 to 2306 code for a protein of 616 amino acids. Gene Ontology annotation, cellular component: high-affinity iron permease complex. Lineage: Eukaryota; Fungi; Ascomycota; Pichiomycetes; Serinales; Debaryomycetaceae. The record is from RefSeq and is a predicted model, not a curated record.